Messenger RNA from Cordyceps militaris CM01, 1401 nucleotides. RefSeq lists its product as uncharacterized. Lineage: Eukaryota; Fungi; Ascomycota; Sordariomycetes; Hypocreales; Cordycipitaceae. Bases 1 to 1401 code for a protein of 466 amino acids. The transcript has 3 exons. The record is from RefSeq and is a predicted model, not a curated record.
AUGUGCCAAGGAAAUAUAGAAACAGCGAGAGAGACAGACACAGCCACUCCGUACUUCCUCGGACUCGCCGCGACAAGAGCGCAAGCCAAUCUCGGCCUUGAUCAUCCUUGUCUCUCUCUUGUUCGUGUUACCUUCACGUUCGGCGAGUCCAGCCAGACAGACAGCGCAGACGGUGACUUGUCAAAAGACGCCUCAAACAAGGCGUCGUUUCUUCACACUACACAGCGAGAAGAGUUACUCUGCCCGGCUUGUACGACCAACAAUGUCUCCAUUACAUCGUCUAUUAUCUGGCCGUUUCUCGUAAUUGGAGCACAGGGUCAAGGCCGUAUAGCGAAAACGACAGAUCAGAACUCGUCUCCCGACCUUGGUGCCUGUCGUCUCUUCUCACCGCCACCCUGGUCGUCACCUUUCCUCGUGCAGCUCUGCAAUCCUCUUGUUCCUCUCUUCAUCCUCUGGUCCUCAUCGUCCACUACAUGCUUUGUUCUACCCGCUUCAUAUCUUCGUCUGCGCAAUAUGCCUCCUCACUCUCCCGAUAACCCCUUUCAUGAGCUCUUACCCUUUAGUCCACCCACUCCCGCUUCUGCUUCCGAAAACGCGAGCCAGGCGGAGGACAGGCCUCUGCCACCAGGCGCCAUAGUCCGCUACUUCUGGACCUGCCACGAGUGCGGAUGUGGCACCUUUCGCUGCAACGACGCCUCGGUAGCCCUGUGCAUCCAGUGCAAGCAUCAGGUCUGUGACGGCUGCACCACUUUCUUCGGCGCCCGCCUCCUGCACUGCGUGGAAGCAGAAGAUGUCCCCGACCACGCCCCCAACCCUGGUUGCGCCUGUGAUCGACCUUCCAAGAACAGCCGCUGCCGCAGCCACUACCCCAUUCGUCGAUGCCCUGCCGCCUCGGGUGUGCGCCGGCUGCGGUAUGCUCCCUAUGGUCUCCCGACGCUCGUCCAGCACUGCGUUGUGACAUUCAGACCAGAUCGCGAUGGGCGCCCCGCGCUGGGCACGUUUUUCUUUUCGCGACCGCGCUUCGAAAGCGCCCGAUCAUCGGCAAGAGCGCGUGAUGCCGACGACUCGCUCGACUGCAUUGCCCGCUCCAUGGCCGCAGCACGCGCGACCCCGGCCACCAUCCCGCCCAUCUACGACAUGCUGCUGCAGCCGAGGCUUGGCGAGCCCGCUCUGGCUCGGCACGGCAUCCCGGUCUGCACCAUGGCGCUGGCUCGCUUCUUUGCCGCGGGGGCAGCCAGCGUCGCGCGGGCGCUGGGCGUCGCGCACCACCCCGUCGUCUGCGUCCAUGUUGACCCCAUGCUGGCAUUUGUCGCCUACUACAUCUGCGCCAGUUUUUAUAUCGUCUUUGGAGCGUGGAAGGGGAGAAUCGCGCGCCAGCCGCCUCGGGCGGCGCCGGAGUGA